UAAAAAAAGGCAACAAAAAAAUUUGAUGGGAUUAUUGUGAAAUGGGAAUCUAACCAAUGCGUAAAGAAUACAAAUUAAACGCCGAGCGUAAUGAUGCGCAAGGCUGCGUUAUGAAUCCCAGUGAUCACCCUCACAGCCACAGGCUCUGGAUGAACAUGAUAUUGUCUGUUUCAUUCCUCACUCUGACAUUAUCUUUUUUCUUCUUCUUUUUUUUAACCUUGGGGGCAGCAGGGCCGGUUGUUUUCUGCGCAGUUGUGUCAUUUCGCUGCGUAAAGCCGCCUUAACGCGCUCCAACGUUAAACCGGGCUGUGAGUCUGUCCGCAUAUCCGCUGCGCACACUUUGUGCGACAUAAAGAAGGCGCAUACAGGGAAGGAAGGAAGGAAGGAGGGAGGGAAGGACAGAAGGGAAGAAGGAAGGGAGCGUCGAAACGUUUCAGGACGCGCAGCAAAAAUUUUAAAAAAGGGUCAAAAUGUUGAUAUUGUGUUUGAAAAGGGAGGCGCUGAGCUCUCCUUUCCGCCCGAUUGGCCGGACUUGACAGUGAUUGACGUGCUUCCAUGGCAACCGCGCAGCCAAUCUGCCAAGUCCAAUAGGAAAUCAUCGGAGGGGGCUUGACUAGCUUUUUCUCUCCCCCCUCCUCACCCCUCCCUUAAAAAUACAUCUCAGCUCCGGCUUUAAUUCUUCCCUGCAUUCAGUCCCAGGCUACCUUGAAAAAUACACCGCCGCUCGGGCUUUAAAGGCUCCAGCAUCUUCGGUCAAGUUCACCGCGGCGGAGUGAGGAUGCGGUAGCCGAGGCCCCGCGCAGUAUCGUCCCUCCUCAGCGGCGCUUCCCUCGGCUGCUCAGACGGACGCGGAGGAAAGAGAGAGAGAGGAAAAGAGAGAGAGCGAGAGAGAGAGAGGGGAGGGGGAGAGUGGAAACCCAGGAGAAGCCUCCAUGUUUCAGCUGCCCAUCCUGAAUUUCAGCCCCCAGCAGGUCGCCGGGGUCUGCGAGACUCUGGAGGAGAGCGGCGACAUCGAGCGCCUCGGCCGCUUCCUCUGGUCGCUGCCCGUCGCGCCGGCGGCCUGCGAGGUCCUCAACAAGAACGAGUCGGUGCUGAGGGCCCGGGCCGUGGUCGCCUUCCACACCGGCAAUUUCCGCGAACUCUACCACAUCCUGGAGAACCACAAGUUCACCAAAGAGUCGCACACGAAGCUGCAGGCGCUGUGGCUGGAAGCGCACUACCAGGAGGCUGAGAAGCUGCGGGGCCGCCCGCUGGGGCCCGUGGACAAAUACCGGGUCCGGAAGAAGUUCCCGCUGCCCAGAACCAUCUGGGACGGAGAGCAGAAGACCCACUGCUUCAAGGAGAGAACCCGGCACUUGUUGAGAGAGUGGUACCUGCAGGAUCCGUACCCGAACCCCAGUAAAAAGAGGGAGCUAGCACAGGCUACUGGACUCACACCCACACAGGUGGGAAACUGGUUUAAGAACCGGAGACAAAGAGACAGAGCGGCGGCUGCGAAGAACAGGCUACAGCAGCAGGUUCUCUCCGGCGGUUCGGUUCGCUCCUUGGCGGAUGAGGACGGCACGGUGGACCGCCUGGGGAACUCCUCCAGCCCGGAGGCCAGCCUGUCCAGCAAGGCGGCCGCCUCGGCCAUCUCCAUCACCUCCAGCGACAGUGAAUGUGACAUCUGAGCAGCGCGAACUGACCGAUUAAAGGGGGAAAAGACAAUCCAAUAAAACAAGUAACAGUGCCUGCGUCGAGUUAAAACACACACACACACACACACACACACACACACACACACACACACACACACACACACACUGACAUUUGACGGCUGCCAAAACAUGAGGGGACCCGCCAUUCGUGGGUGCCAUUUCAGGCCUAUACGUUUGUCUGCGUGGAAACUGGAACCGGACAUUUCACGGACUAAAAGCGCUUGAAGAUGAAAUUUUUUUUAAAAAAAGGGACAGAAAUAUAUUAAAAAAAGAAAGAAAGAAGGAAUGAAAGGAGGGAUGAGUGUCCAUCCAAACCGGCCUGACCUGCUGUUCUCUGUGGGUAUUUCAUGUUGAAAAGAAGAACUGUGAUAUUUUUACUUUAAAGUUUUAUAAAUAAUGUUUAUUUGCUUAUUUAAAACGAUCUGCUCUAUUGUCUCUUCGAGUUUCAUAUUCAUUUGCUUGGUGUUUUUAAUACAUACCUUGUACACAGGUGAACCUGUUGAGCAUGCGCGCUUUAGUGACGUUGUGUUUCAGUUUAAAAAAAGCAACAAAAAAAAAGGUAAAGAUAACUUAAUAAAAUAACUGUUG
This is a messenger RNA of Xiphophorus maculatus (southern platyfish), 2285 nucleotides long. RefSeq names its product SIX homeobox 6 (gene six6a). The transcript has 3 exons. NCBI's taxonomy places the organism in Eukaryota, Metazoa, Chordata, Actinopteri, Cyprinodontiformes, Poeciliidae. Bases 933 to 1670 code for a protein of 245 amino acids. Gene Ontology annotation, biological process: regulation of transcription by RNA polymerase II; eye development. The record is from RefSeq and is a predicted model, not a curated record. Gene Ontology annotation, cellular component: nucleus; transcription regulator complex. Gene Ontology annotation, molecular function: RNA polymerase II cis-regulatory region sequence-specific DNA binding; DNA-binding transcription factor activity, RNA polymerase II-specific.